Messenger RNA from Hermetia illucens (black soldier fly), 2090 nucleotides. Its product is annotated as poly(A)-specific ribonuclease PARN-like. The transcript is spliced from 9 exons. Gene Ontology annotation, cellular component: nucleus; cytoplasm. Gene Ontology annotation, molecular function: RNA binding; metal ion binding; poly(A)-specific ribonuclease activity. The record is from RefSeq and is a predicted model, not a curated record. Gene Ontology annotation, biological process: nuclear-transcribed mRNA poly(A) tail shortening. The coding region runs from base 268 to 1995 and encodes 575 amino acids. Lineage: Eukaryota; Metazoa; Arthropoda; Insecta; Diptera; Stratiomyidae.
UACUAACGAGUUAGAUAACAAUCUGGUUGUAUUAAUUUAAUUUGCACUUUCCGGAACCUUUUUGAAAAGAUCAGAGUUAAGACAGUGUAGUAGCUGCGUUCGGAUCUGAAAAGCAGGGGAACACAUCAGAUGAAGGAAUCUAGCUGAGAUGUCAAAUAUGGCAACUAGCUUCGCUUUGUUUACAGUUCGUGUGUGGUGAAAAAUAUCAGCAGAAAUAUUGUGUUAUAGCAUUUUGUGUUUAGGUUGGGAAAGGAUCUUGUAGCAAUUAUGGAUGUGACUAAAUCAAAUUUUCGCGAAGCAUGCAAAGAUUUUGAGAUAGCCCUUGAAAAAAGUGAUUUUGUCACAAUUGACUGUGAAUUUACUGGGGUAUCAGCGGAACACAGUAAAAUCCUGCCGUACGAUAGUCCAGAUCAUGCAUAUCGAAAAUAUGUGGAAAAUUCCGCGGGCUACAUUAUCAUUCAACUUGGUGUUACAUUAAUUCAAGCUCCAGCAAUCAACUCUUCCGAUGAUGCUUACAUUUAUCAUUCGUACAAUUUUUACGUAUGCCCAAAAUCAUGGAGAACGAACUUCCUGUGCCAAGCAUCAAGCAUAGCAUUUUUGGCAGAAAAUGGUUUUGAUUUCACCAAAUUAUUUUGCGAAGGCGUUCCUUAUUGUAAUGAACAAGAAGAGAAAAUUCUUCGAGAACGUCUGCAGGAAAAGCAAAAGUCACGACAAGAAGCAAGAAAUAUUACAGAAGUGGCAAACACUUCGUUUAAUCAUAUUCCUGUACCGGACGAGGAAAAGGAAGCUAUUGCGAGAAUACAACAAGAAAUUGAGAAUUUUAUCAACUCACAAGAGGACGAGAAAGUUAUUGGUGGCUGUAAUGCAUUUCAACGGAAGCUCAUAUACGAGUUGAUAGAAGCUAAUUUUGGUGAUAAAGUAGGGGCUACAACAAAAAGCGUGGAUAACAACAAAGUCAUUGUUGUUCAUCAUCGCAAGAGUGAGGAAGAGGAGGAGCGCAUAGAGAAGGAGUUGCAAGAAAGUGAAAUGCGAGAUUUGGAAGAUAGCAUAGGGAUUUCAACAAUAUUACAGAAGAUUUCCAUUUCGCGGAAGCCGAUUAUCGGGCACAAUCUUUUCUUAGAUUUAAUUUAUAUUCUUCGACAAUUUUUUAAACCACUUCCUGACAAUUUAGCAGAAUUUAAGAAGUUUGCAAUUAGCAUUUUUCCAAAUAUUAUAGAUACUAAGUGUAUGUGCAAUUUACCAAAGGUUAAACCUUUGAUUAAGUCGAGUAUAUUAGGCGAUAUUAUCAAUACAAUUCGUGAAGAGCCAUUCUCACUGCCAAAACUGAAGUCAGGCAAUUCAAACUUCAGUUAUUCCCUGCAAGAUAACAAGGCUCACGAGGCUGGUUAUGAUUCAUAUUUAACAGCCGUCGCAUUCUUAACCAUAGCCAAGUUUUUACAUGAAUCCAUCAACACACUCUUGAAUGAUCUCACCGAAGCUAAGGAUUAUCUUAAUAGACUGUUUCUUGUCAAACUACCGGACAUUGGCUACCUAAACCUUGUCGGAGUUGAACCUGUACCAUCUCGUGAUCAUGUUUUCCAUGUCACUAUUCCAGAAGAGUGGAACAAGUCAGAUCUUAUAAAUCAUUUCCGAAACUACGGACCGAUUUUCAUUACAUGGAUAAACGCAACCAGUGCUCUUAUAUCGCUGCACAAAAAGGAGAAUUCAAGCUCCGUACUGAAGACAAUUAGCCCAUACACGGGCUUCAAAGUGCAGUCAUUUAAUGACUAUAAAGAGACUUUGCAAUAUCGCAUUAAUGGAAAUGAUACGAGCACAUCUUCCCAGGCAAAGAAGCGGAAGUUAAGCGGCGAUCAAGAGGAAGGAUCCACCGAAAAGAAAAUGAAAACAUCAACACAUGAAACUGAGCCCAAGGGAAAGCACGCCAAGCGGACAUCUGCGAAAAAGGAUCUAAGCAGACACAAAACGAAAGUUUUCGCCGAAAGUGACGAUUGGUAGUAAGGAUUGAAUGUGACAAAUACAUUAGAUUAAAACAACCAACUAAAGUAUCAAAAUAUACUUUCAUUACAAAUAAAAAGUAAUAAUUGAACAUA